ACUAGCGCAGAGUGCGCGGUCCUCCGGUUAUCGAACGGUGGUCCAGUCCGCGCCCGGCCUCGCUGUGGCAAUGACCUCGUCGAAGACGCUCUCUUUGCCGCCACAAUGACCAGCUGCCGCGUCGCGCUCCUCUGCGUGCUGCUCGCGCUGGACGCCGCGGCGCUCGCCGAUGACGACCUACAGGAGGACAACGUGACGACGACCCUCGCCGCCCCCACCCUCGAGCCGAAGCACCACGACCCGCUCUUCCCGCGGGACCUCUUCACCGAAGAGCAGCGGCGCAACGGCGCCGUCAUCCUUCACAUCCUCGGUGUCGUCUACAUGUUCGUGGCGCUGGCCAUCGUCUGCGAUGAGUUCUUCGUGCCGGCGCUCGACGUCAUCAUCGAGAAGCUAGCCAUCCAGGACGACGUCGCCGGCGCCACCUUCAUGGCGGCGGGCGGCUCCGCGCCCGAGCUCUUCACCAGCGUCAUCGGCGUCUUCGUCUCCUUCGACGACGUCGGCAUCGGCACCAUCGUCGGCUCCGCCGUUUUUAACAUCCUCUUCGUGAUCGGGAUGUGCGCGAUCUUUUCCAAGACCGUGUUGUCUCUCACUUGGUGGCCCCUCUUCAGAGACUGCUUCUUUUACUCGCUUAGUCUCAUUACGCUCAUCAUUUUCUUUAGAGAUAACCACAUUCACUGGUACGAGGCGCUUGUGCUUUUCUCCUUCUACAUUCUUUAUGUCAGCUUUAUGAAGUGGAAUCAGCCUAUGGAGAGGCUAGUCAAGAAACUCAUCUACAAGAACAAGGUGACGAGGGUCAGGAGCACCGACCAGCUCAUGCCUACGCACCAAACGGCCGCUCAAGCUCUGUCGACUUCAGUCAGUGUCAUUUUAGACUCUAGCAAGCAUGGCACGGUGGCGACGUCAAGCGAGACGAGCGUCGGGACGCAGCCCGGCGGCAGCGUCACAUCGCGCACGGCGUCGGAGACCCCCCAGGUGCCGUCCUCGACAAGUCACCAUCACACAGGGGCUAAAUUUCGCCACGGCCUCCUCCAACUCAUGAUCCACACCAUUGAUCCCCUACACGAUGGCAAAGUGGACGAGAAAGCGACCCAACUGCACGCCAUCGCCUCUCUGAAAGUCCUUUUGGACGCGACGAAGCCUCAAAACGGCGCCGCAACCAGUUCGGCCGCCAACCACGUAACCGCCGCCGCCGCCAAACAAGAAACCAUGCUGGCACCCUCCAGCAUCGCAGACAUGCCCAACGGCGUCGCCAACGCACUCACUGACGUCAAUUUGGAAGCGCAAUUUCCAUGGAAAUCCGAUCCAAUUCGACGCAUGUCGUCUGUACGUGCGCGUAAGUCACUGACCUCACAAGCAGUGGUGUGUCUGCAGGUUGGAGAGACUGAGGAGGAGCCCCCUGAAGCCAUGGACAUGGGCUGGCCUUCGGGUGCCCGCAAGAGGAUCACGUACAUUCUCUUAGCGCCCAUUGUCUUCCCUCUGUGGCUCACUUUGCCCGACACGCGCUCACCUAGAGGUAAAAAGUUCUUCCCUAUAACGUUCCUCGGGAGUAUACUCUGGAUCGCUGCAUACUCGUACCUGAUGGUCUGGUGGGCAAAUGUAGUGGGCGACGCGGUAAAAAUUCCUCCCGAGGUUAUGGGCUUGACCUUUUUGGCUGCGGGGACCUCGAUACCGGACCUCAUCACCUCCGUCAUCGUAGCGCGGAAGGGCUUCGGCGACAUGGCCGUUUCCUCCUCCGUCGGCAGCAACAUAUUUGAUGUUACCGUCGGGUUACCAGUGCCUUGGUUGCUUUUCGGCAUCAUCUACGGCGAGCCUGUAGAGGUGACUUCGACGGGAAUGGUGUGCUCUAUCACGAUCCUGUUCAUGAUGCUCCUCUUCGUCAUCAUGUCAAUAGCCUGCUUCCGAUGGAAGAUGAACAAAGGACUAGGUUUCACCAUGUUCUUGUUGUAUUUCGUCUUUGUGGCAGUGUCGCUCAUGUUCGAAUACAAAUAUAUAGUGUGUCCAGUUUAGAAACCCUAAUGCACGAUCUUAGAGACUCGUUUUAGCGAUACUAGCAGUUGUGUACUGAUCAUCUCACUUAUAAUAUAGCUGAUUGAAUAAUGAAUAGCAGUUUAGCCAGAGUCAAGCAACGGGUCCUUCCCGUGACAUAUCAAAAUUUCUCAUUCUCAAUUUAAUCAACAGGAUUUGAAAAUUAACCAUAUAUUAAACCGCACAAUCAAACGUUUGCUCGUUCUGUCAAUGCACUUGUUAUUUGACACCGGUUGGAAAAACGGGGGACCCGCCGUUAGUUGUUAAACGCUAUUGGUGUUCAACGGAUAUAUGCACAAAAAAAAAACAAAAUCGACUUCCAUGAUAGUGUGUGGACUUAGAUAGUAGAAAUAUCCCCGACCAUGAUAGCAAUAAUAUCUAUUAACUACAAUAGAUUUUGAACUACUGUUUUUAUAAGGGGGACGUUUCGUAUUUAUCAAAAAAAAACGAAAAAUAGUCAUUGGAAGUAGCCGUUUCAGUUCGACUAGCGCAGUUUUGGUAGGAAAUUUUUUAAUGAAUCUAACUUAAGAAAAAAUUGAGGAAGACUAAAAUGAAUACUGGGCUGGGACUCAUCCACUUUGAACCAAAGCCACAACGAACACCCUCAAUCGUGCGAUUGCUGAAAUUUCGUUCAGAGUUAUUUGAGCCCGGCUGUACAGGAUGUUCCAAGUUUUACCGCCCACAAAAAAAUAAUAAAUAUUCCUUGUUAACUGUGCUUUAACUUAAUUGGUCUUAAUUUUAAAGUGAAAAUUCUGAUACGAAAAUAAUAACACACUUGAGUAAUUGAAGCGGUAAAACUUGGGACACACUGUACGUUAAAAACUUCCCGAAAUAUGUUGCACUGUAGAGUAAAUUAUAGCGAAAAUAUACAUAUCUAGUGUAGAUAUAUCCUAGCAUAUAGUUACUGUGUAGAAAGCAUGUACAUAAGGAAAUUGUUUGGGCACUUGAGAUCUUCACAGGUCAUUGCUAAAAGUGCCUACUGUUAAUUUGUUUUACCCGAUGUGAUACAUAACCAAAAUGGGAUGUAAGUAUAAAUGGAGAUUUUAAAAUUACACUCCUUUAUUUUUCGUUUGUCAUUUCUUCAUCUGACGGACGGAGAGCCCAAGCCAACAGGUCACAAAAUUUCGAGCCGUUGCUUUGGAGCUCUUGGUCCGAGAUCCAUUUGUAAGUGAACAAGUGCAAUAUAUUUAGACAAACUAUAGUUGAAGUUGAAGAAACUUCCUAAAGCUGUGGGUGUUUCAAAUUUAAACCUAGCUAAGCUUUUACGUGUGUAAAAUCGCGACACUUAAUAUACAUAAUUGUAAUAAUAAAUUUUGGGCGAAAUUACGGUUGGCUUUUUCAAUUUUAACUCUAUCUAUACAUAUCUACCUUUGAAAUUGUUUUGUGAUUUGAAAAUUUGUGAUGCACACAAAAUGUCAUUGGUUUACUGUACAUCGAUUUGGUUGGUGGGUAAUGAUGAUGACGAUAAAAAAUGUACCUAAAGCUUGAGACUAUCAAAGCGCACAUUUGUUCGACUUUUGGUUUAUUCAUACCCAUUUAGUUUGUUAAGUAGUGAUAAUGAGGAAUAACUGUGAGUGAUUAGGAUCGAAAGUUCUAGAUUGGAGCUGUAAAAAUUAAUAUUAAUAAUCGUGACGAUGGAACAAGCUGUAACACGCAAAAUAGUCCAGUAGAAUAGGCAUAUCAUACUUCAAAUUUCUGCUUGAUAUUGUUAACCUUCUAAAUACUAUUAUAUAUUAAACACAUCUUUAGAGUUUAGAGUUAUUUAGAAACUAUACUCAAGAUAUUGUUAUAAUAUUAUGGAUAUAUACUUAUAUCUUGUUGAAACUUGACAUAUUUAUCGUUAGGGUUUUGUUAUCGAUUUUUCCAUUUCAUCAACCUCGUUCGUAUUUUCGUCGCCAUUUUCUUGAGUUGUCGUUGUUGAAUAAAUAUAACAUAUUCCUGUUGAUUCAGAAGUUUGCACUUAUGAGUUCGAGAGCAAUGAAGUAUUUUGUAAUAUUCAUCAUAAAUAAAGGAGUGAUUAAUUUGUAACUAGUCUGUAAACAUUAUACAAUCUCUUCAAACCGAUGCCACCAAUAUACUUAUUCACUGUAAAAUAAAUAGGAAGAAUGUACUUUUUGUAGAUCUUUAAUUGUAAGACAGAUGGCAAAAAGAAAUAUUUUUGGGUCUUUAAUGUCGCUACUUUAAUUUCAAGCCACACAAACCACAUUAAAGACGCCAAGUGUAUUUUGCAUUUGUUGAACUUUUCUUUUUGUAAAGUCAUUUUUAAGACAUAAAUACCAGAGAUUAAGAUUGUUAAUGGUGUAUCUAGUAGAUUGUUAUUGCUAGAGAAUUUUUAUUAUUAUAGUAAUGUAAUAUUGACGAAACCAUUUCAUGGUAUGUUACUUUUUGCCGACAAUAUAAUAUGUAUAUUAAAGAGACUCUCAUUAAAAUCACUUCGAAUUCAAA
This is a messenger RNA of Tribolium castaneum (red flour beetle), 4470 nucleotides long. RefSeq names its product Nckx30C (gene Nckx30C). NCBI's taxonomy places the organism in Eukaryota, Metazoa, Arthropoda, Insecta, Coleoptera, Tenebrionidae. The record is from RefSeq and is a predicted model, not a curated record. Gene Ontology annotation, biological process: calcium ion transmembrane transport; intracellular calcium ion homeostasis. Gene Ontology annotation, molecular function: calcium, potassium:sodium antiporter activity; calcium channel activity. Gene Ontology annotation, cellular component: plasma membrane. The transcript is spliced from 9 exons. Bases 106 to 2007 code for a protein of 633 amino acids.